Molecule: messenger RNA, 1092 nt
Organism: Dreissena polymorpha
Lineage: Eukaryota; Metazoa; Mollusca; Bivalvia; Myida; Dreissenidae
Product: metabotropic glutamate receptor-like
Exons: 9
Coding region: 1-837 (278 amino acids)
Biological process (GO): regulation of synaptic transmission, glutamatergic; G protein-coupled glutamate receptor signaling pathway
Cellular component (GO): membrane
Molecular function (GO): adenylate cyclase inhibiting G protein-coupled glutamate receptor activity
Source: RefSeq, a predicted model, not a curated record
AUGACUGUCGGGGGCUUUCUUAACAGGGUACAUGUCUUGAAUACAUUGCCAAAAUCGACGGCACUUUUCUUAUUGGUGCCAUGUUUCCAAUCCACAAUCUACACGAGGGUGGCACGUGCGGUGACGUCAUACCUGGAGGCGCUGUUGUAUGCCAUUGACAAAGUGAAUAAUGAAAUUCUAAAAGGCUUGGACUUCAAGCUCGGCACUCUGACAUACGACACCUGCUACAGCGACACGGAGGCCCUUAAAAGGGCCCAGCAGUACGUGACAUACCGGAUCUACACCCUGGAGCGGGACUCAAUAUUCAAGUGUGCUGACAGCAGUAGGCCCUCACUAAAUAACAACGGGACUCUUAUCGGAGUGGUCGGGGCCGCCACUUCCGUGGUCUCCAUUCAGCUGGCCAGCUUCUUCCGGCUCUUCCAAAUACCUCAGAUUAGUUACGGCGCAACGAGUACGGAGCUGAGCGCCACCUCGCGGUACGAUUUCUUCAUGCGCAACGUGGUCUCCGAAACCCAUCAGGCGAGGGCUAUUGUCGAAAUACUCAAGCGUUUCCAGUGGACGUACGUCACCUGUGUGCACGACGACACCAGUUAUGGCGAGAGGGGCUAUCAGGAAAUAUUCAAGCUAGCCCAAGAGGAAAAGAGCUGUAUCGCAGAAGCAAUGAAAGUCAAACAAUAUGUUUCUUCUGAAGACGCCAACCAACGGCAGUUGGAAGACGCCAUUAGAUCGCUGAGACGCCAUAACAAUACAGAAGGUAUUUUACGACAUCGCAAAAAAGAUCUUCCGAAUUGUCGCCAAGAUGGAAAUCUAGAAUCAUUUCCAGUUUGUGGGAAGUGACGCUUGGACCGGACGAAGUGUCCCAACGGAGGUGCAAGACGUUGUGGAAGGAACCAUUGGGGUCCAGCCCAAAAUUUUGACCAUCCCUGAUUUUGACAAAUAUUUUCUCAGACUGCGUCCCAACACAAAUACACGGAACCCGUGGUUUAAAAUGUACUGGGAACAGAUGUUCAAAUGUUCCGUCGGCAACAUCGUCGGCAACGCCGUCGGUCGUGAUGUUUCCUAUAAGAAGAAUUUACUUACCUCGUGUGAUCA